Molecule: messenger RNA, 2916 nt
Organism: Xylona heveae TC161
Lineage: Eukaryota; Fungi; Ascomycota; Xylonomycetes; Xylonales; Xylonaceae
Product: putative signal transduction protein
Exons: 8
Coding region: 222-2810 (862 amino acids)
Cellular component (GO): endosome
Molecular function (GO): protein binding
Source: RefSeq, a predicted model, not a curated record
CCGCCCACCUCUGAUCGCGAAAAGUUGACCACCUAGAACAUCAACCCGACUAGAAGAAUUGCCGACGUCAAAAGCAAACUCCUGCGCAGGAACCUCUCAGAGUCGAAAGUCUCACCAGUCGCGUUUUUGAAUCCGGCACCAUAGCUGCAGAAGCUUACACAUAAUCUGCCCGGUAUCCUAUCGCUGAUUGAGACCUUACUGUUGACUGCGCGUCACUCAAAAUGAUGACCUCGAAUAGCAAUAUUCUCUAUAUACCCUUCCGUCGUGCUACUCCCGUCACUUUCAGCAAUGCCAUCAAGCAAUACAUUUCAACUAAAUAUGACCAGCACCCGGAUAUGUUUGCGCAGGACCUCGACGUGAUCGAUCGGUUACGCAAUGAUGCCAUACAUUCUCUCGAGCCUCAUGUGAGCGGUGUAAGAAAGCUCAUGGCGUAUGCUGCGCAGCUGGUCUGGGUUUCGGGGAAAUUCCCUAUCGAUAUUGGUGUUGAUUUCACAUGGUACCCGGCACUUGGCUAUAACACGCAACGGCCUGUUUCCCAGAAUAAUCUCCGCUUUGAGCUUGCAAAUGUUCUUUUUAACUUAGCUGCUCUAUAUUCGCAGCUUGCGAUAUCCGCGAAUCGAAGCACGCCUGAUGGCCUUAAAUCGGCCUGCAAUUACUUUUCUCUUUCGGCCGGUGUCUUAUCUCAUAUUAAGACGAAUGUUAUACCCGACCUACGGUCAACGCCGCCCGAGGACAUGGAUAUUAUGACCUUGGAAAGCCUGGAGCAUCUGGCCCUUGCACAAGCGCAAGAAUGUUUCUGGCAAAAGGCAGUAAAAGACGGUCUGAAGGAUGCUUCCAUUGCAAAGCUUGCUGCAAAAGUUUCCGACUUUUACAAUCAAGCGGCAGAUUUUGGAACGAGAUCCGAUACCAUCAGCACCGAAUGGCUUCACCAUAUGACUGCGAAACACCAUCAUUUCGCUGCGGCUGCUCAGUAUCGAGCGGCAUGUGACUGUUUAGAAAAGCGAAAAUACGGCGAAGAAGUUGCAAGGCUAAAGGACAGUCUCACUUGCGUAAAUGAGGCACUGAAAGAAUCAAGAUGGGUCAAUAAGGUUGUUCUCGAGGACUUGAACGGUCUAAAGAGUCGAGUACAGGAAGAUCUCAAGCGCGCUGAGAAAGAUAAUGAUAUUAUUUAUCUAAUUCCUGUUCCACCCAAGUCCGAGCUGAAAACGCUUGACCGAGCUAGCAUGGUUGCGCCAAAGGUACCAAAAGAAGUUUCGGACCCGCUCUCCUCUCUUGGCGAUCAUGGUCAAUUUGGACAGCAGCUCUUCGCUCGGCUGGUGCCUUUCGCUGCUCACGUCGCGGCAAGCAUCUAUGUUGAAAGGAGAGACAGGCUCGUCAAUCACAAUAUAAUAGGUGAUCUUGAGAUUAUGACGGGCAAGAUCCACGACACACUUCAAUCACAUAAUCUGCCGGGCUCUCUCCAGGCUCUGGAAAGGCCACUAGGCCUGCCUCCUGGGCUUGUUGCGCAUGCCGAGGAAGUACGUCAACAAAAUGGCUUUGCUCGUCUGCAAAGAUCAGUCCAAGACACGACCACGUUGAAAGAGAAUGACAAAGGCGUCUUCGCAGAGGGCGUAGAGCUCCUGAAGAUUGAAGCAGCUGAAGAUGAGAAAGCGAGGCUAAAGCAUGGAACAGCUCGAUGGACUCGAGAACCCUCGAAAAUAGCUGCAGCGAAGCUGUAUGCUCAGAUUGAUGAAAUUGAUGGCUAUUUGAAAUCAGCCAACAGCAGCGAUGAAUUGGUCAAGAACAAGCUGCGCGAAUGGGAGGAUAUCUUGCGACUUUUGAGCGGGACCGAUCAUGACUUGGAGGAGUUCGUGCCGAGCAGCAGAAGAGCUAAGCUGACGCCCAAGGUUGAACGGGACGCGGCAAAUCUUCGGGCUGUUCUUGAUGAUUUGAGCCGUGUGGAGAGCCGACGGAGGCGGCUGGUUGAAAAAUUGAAAGAAAAGGCCAAGCUGGACGACAUCAAUUCAACAAUCCUCGCGGAGACAAGCCGUCUAGAGAGAGAAUUUCCUAUGCAAAAGAUUGAGCCGGGCCAAUUCGAGAAAAUCUUUGAUGAACGACUAACGCGUUAUGACGCGGAUCGAGCGUCUCUGACAGAGGAACAGGAAGUGCAAGAUCAGCUAUUAGCGCAAUUGGAAGAAGCAAACUCCGCACUCCUUGCCGCUCGGAAAGGCGAUCCAUCAACAAAAGAGCGAGAACAGGCUUUGCAAAAGCUCGAAAAUGGAUACUUCAAAUACAAGGAGAUUAUAUCCAAUCUCGACAUUGGGCGCAAGUUUUACAAUGAUCUUGCCAAGAUUGUCAACCGGUUCAGAGACGAGUGCAAGAACUUUGUGUACCAGCGCCGCAUCGAAGCCGGUCAGCUUGAGUCAGAUCUGACAACAGCAAUGGCAUCCCUCAGCGUCUCCCAAACACCCUCAGCUGCAUCUAUGCUUCAGGAACAAAAGCGCCAAGAAGCAGAACGACUCUCACUCGCCUCCUCAAACUCUCCACGUCCAAGUACUGACCCCAUGGAUCUGGAUCAGCAACACCCGCCAUUGACGGCCCCUGUGCCGACAAGAGCGCCCGUUGCUCCUCCGCCGGUCAACGCCGGAAUCUGGUCUCCGGACAUGGGCAUCCGAUUCGGCGGCGGUCCACCCGCACAUCCCUCCCCUGGAGGUGGAGCUCUAUCCACCUCCUUUGCGCCCCAUCAACAGCCGCCAGGUAUAGACAAUUCGACUAAACCACUGCCCAAGCCCGGGACUUGGGAUCCUAGUCGCGGGUGGCAGUUUAGUUGAUGGCCUUUGUGAUUUUAUUCUUCAUCUCAAUUUAUCUUUAUUUUAAAAAAAAUUUUAUUUUAUUUCAUUUCAUUUCAAAUCUCUUUUUUUUUUUUUUUUUUUUUUU